AUGGCGGCGCCCACCUUCCCCACGCCGCUGCACGGGCAUGUGGGCCGUGGCGCUUUCCGCGACGUGUACGAGCCCGCGGAGGAUACGUUCUUGCUGCUGGACGCGCUAGAGGCGGCGGCGCCUGAGCUCCGCGGGGUGGAAAUAUGCCUUGAAGUAGGGUCAGGGUCUGGAGUGGUAUCAGCUUUCCUAGCCUCUCUUAUUGGUCCUCAAGCUUUGUACAUGUGCACUGAUACUAACCCUGAGGCUGCAGCCUGUACCCUGGAGACAGCACGCUGCAAUCAAGUUCACCUUCAGCCCAUAAUCACAGAUUUGGUCAAAGGCUUGCUACCAAGAUUAAAAGAAAAAGUUGAUCUUCUGGUCUUUAAUCCUCCCUAUGUAGUGACUCCACCUGAAGAGGUAAGAAGUCAAGGAAUUGAGGCUGCUUGGGCUGGAGGCAAAGAUGGUCGAGAAGUUAUGAACAGACUCUUUCCCCUGGUUCCAGAUCUCCUUUCCCCAAGAGGCCUUUUCUACUUAGUUACCAUCAGAGAGAACAACCCAGAAGAGAUUUUGAAAGCAAUGAAGAACAAAGGUCUCCAGGGGGCCACUGCACUUUCCAGGCAAGCAGGUAGAGAGAUGCUUUCGGUCCUGAAAUUCACGAAGUCCUGAUGUAAAGUGUAUGUCCUUGAUUGUAUUUUAUAUAUGUAUAUCAGAUAAUUUAUUCAAUUGAAUGUGUAUGCAAAUAUGUUGAUAAGCUUAUAGUUAAUAUAUCUGUU
Suncus etruscus (white-toothed pygmy shrew) is the source of this 752-nucleotide messenger RNA. It is a transcript of the gene HEMK2, whose product is annotated as N-6 adenine-specific DNA methyltransferase 1. Gene Ontology annotation, cellular component: eRF1 methyltransferase complex. The record is from RefSeq and is a predicted model, not a curated record. Gene Ontology annotation, biological process: methylation. The transcript has 6 exons. Lineage: Eukaryota; Metazoa; Chordata; Mammalia; Eulipotyphla; Soricidae. The coding region runs from base 1 to 645 and encodes 214 amino acids. Gene Ontology annotation, molecular function: protein methyltransferase activity; nucleic acid binding; S-adenosylmethionine-dependent methyltransferase activity.